CCCCACAUGGUAGUGUCGGUGUAUCUACCAGUCAUGGCAUUGAUGAUAAUCCUGUCAACGCCUUGUCGCAGCUACACCCCCAAUACGUCAGUCAAUCUGAAGUAGAAGAUGCUAUUCGACUAGCCAUUUACGCCCGACUGGAGAACGCUCCACUUUGUCUAAUCAACACCUCUACUGGAUGUUUGUGCAAUCGAUAUGCGCAGAUCAACGCAUUUACGGAGAUUAAAGAGUAUAAAGAGCUUUUACAUUCAUCAGUGAUACAUGUGCCCCACCAAACGCAGCCCAUCAAAGAAGCGGUCGCGCAAUACUUCGGGGGUCAUGUUAUCACACAGGUGGGAACCUAGGAGCCAACGCUGUAUGACAUUCAGCACAAGGCUAUGUACGAUUUGGACCCGGCUGGAACCGUAGUGAAGUUACAGAAAUUCUGCAAAGCUGCUCGCGAUGCGGGGCAUCAUUGGGCGUGGAGCGAUACAUGCUGCAUCGACCGUCCCGACGUUGUUGAGUUCGAUGUUUCACACCACUCCAUGUUCAUCUGGUAUCACCGCUCAGCACUCAUCAUUGUCUACCUAUCGGAUGUUCCUUCUUCAUCAAAGUCGGGCGCGCUUGCAAACAGUGCUUGGAACACGCGAGCAUGGAGUAUUCCAGAACUCCUGGCCCCGAAAGUCAUUAUUUUCUACCAAGCUGAUUGGACCCUAUAUCUCGACGACCGAUCACGCAACCACAAGGAGCCUGUCAGUAUCAUACAGGAGUUGGAGCAUUCAACUGGCUUAAAUGCGCGGGCGCUCCUCGCCUUCCGCCCGGGGAUGAGAGAUGCCGAAGAGAAACUUCAAUGGGCAUCAACGCGUGUCACUGCGCGUGAUGAAGACGUCGCGUAUUCUCUGUUUGGGAUAUUCGGCAUCCACAUUCCUAUAAUCUACGGAGAAGGAAGACAGAAGGCGCUAGGACGUCUCUUAACAGGAGAUCAUAGCCCGUUCGGGCGACAUCACGGCCCUUGA
Molecule: messenger RNA, 995 nt
Organism: Suillus fuscotomentosus
Lineage: Eukaryota; Fungi; Basidiomycota; Agaricomycetes; Boletales; Suillaceae
Exons: 2
Coding region: 378-995 (205 amino acids)
Source: RefSeq, a predicted model, not a curated record